AUGCGCUUCUUCAGAGACCUUGCCGCUUUGGCUGCGUCAUGUCUCUUUCUCACAUCCACCGUCAAUGCUCACUCGAGAGCCCGAAAUCCUUUAAACUACCUAUCUCUAAUUGAAGAUCCCCGGUUGCAUACUCCUUCGCAAAGAGUACAUGCUUACUCCCAUUUCGACAUUACCUUCGACCUCCAUAACCAUGCCGAGCACAUCCGAUUAAGUUUAGAACCCAACCACGACAUUCUCCACGAAGACUCCUACAUCGAGUUUCUUGACAAGGAUGGUAACGUCAGACAUGCCGAGAAGAUGCAAAGGGAGGACCACAAGGUCUUCCAGGGGAGGUCCUAUGUCGUCGACGACGAUGGCACUUCCACCCAUGUCGGCUGGGCUCGCAUUGUCGUGACCAGAGACGGAGUGCGCCCUCUUUUCGAAGGCGCUUUCACCGUCCUGGGUAAUCAUCACCAUGUCCAACUCAAGUCCGACUACAUGUCGACCAAGCAUGAAAUGGAUCCCGAACUAGAAGACGAUGAUGAUGAGUACAUGGCUGUCUGGCGAGACAGCGACAUCAGCCGUCAGCAUCCUGGUCACCACACCGAGCUAAAGCGCAGUACCCCGAUCUCCUGUGGUUCUGACCAACUUGAAUUCAACACCCACCCUGACCAUCCUAUCUACCGUGAAUUAAUGCUCAGGAGAGACGAAGGCACUUGGGGAACCAUGUCUGUUGCCAAUCUAUUCGGCAAGCGGCAAAGCAACAUCGACGGUGGUGGUGCCGGAAGUGGUAACUCUGCUGGUGUCAAUCUCAGAUCCACCAUCGGCAGCACUGAAGGUUGUCCUACAACACGAAAAGUCGCCCUCCUCGGCGUUGCCACGGACUGUUCCUAUACCGCCAGCUUCAAUUCCACAGAUACUCUCAGACAGAAUAUCAUUAAACAGGUCAACACCGCCUCCGACCUCUUCCAAUCCACCUUCAACAUCACCCUGGGCCUGAGGAACUUGACCGUUUCCGACGCGGAGUGUCCAGGUACUGCCAACAGUCAAUCACCAUGGAACGUCGGUUGUAAUACCAACACCGACAUCACUCAACGCCUAAACCUCUUCUCGGCCUGGCGAGGACAACGGGGUGAUGACAAUGCCUACUGGUCAUUAUUCACAACUUGCAACACUGGUGCUGAAGUUGGUCUAGCCUGGCUGGGCCAAUUGUGCAACCAUGGUGCUACGACUCAGACUGAUACCAGCGGAAGCAGCCAGAGUGUUACAGGUGCAAACGUCAUCGCAAAGACCUCCACCGAGUGGCAAGUUUUUGCUCACGAGACGGGCCAUACUUUUGGUGCGGUACACGACUGUGAUUCAAGUGCCUGCCAAGAUUCCAAUGUGGUGAAUUCCGGUCAAUGUUGUCCCGCGAGCUCAUCCACUUGUGAUGCCAAUGCCCAGUAUAUGAUGAACCCUUUCUCGGCAUCUGGGAUCACUAACUUUUCGCCCUGCUCCGUCGGCAACAUCUGCAGUGCUCUCGGCAGGAAUUCCGUUCAAUCGAGCUGUCUGACCGACAACAAGGGUGUUGUUACCAUCAGUGGCAACCAAUGUGGCAACGGCAUUGUCGAGGAAGGUGAAGAUUGCGAUUGUGGUGGUGAGCAAGGCUGUACCGGAAAUAUUUGCUGCAAUCCGACCACUUGCAAGUUUGCCGAAGGUGCAGUCUGCGACUCAAGUAACGAAGGAUGUUGCACAAGCCAAUGUCAAUUUGCAUCGGUUGGCACUGUGUGUCGGGCAAGCACCGGUCAAUGUGACCCACAAGAAACCUGCUCAGGCACCAAUGGUACCUGCCCCCCAGACACUACGGCUCCUGAUGGAGAUAGCUGUGGCGAUGGCCUUCGAUGUGCCAGUGGUCAGUGCACGAGUCGAGAUCUGCAAUGCAAGACUCUCAUGGGUAGCUAUACGGCCGGCAACGACACAUAUGCUUGUAACAGUCAAACCUGCAGUUUGAGCUGUGCGAGCCCGGACUUUGGAUCAAAUGUUUGCUAUAGCAUGCAACAAAACUUUUUGGAUGGAACGCCUUGUGGAGGCGGUGGCCACUGCGAAAACGGUGUCUGCCGUGGAAGUACAGUUGGCGGAGAAGUCAAAUCCUGGAUCGAUGACAACAAGCCAUUGGUGAUUGGUUUGGCCAGUGCCCUCGGUGGCCUUCUCUUACUUGCUAUCCUUGGAUGUGUCAUCCGAGCAUGUAGAAGGAGUAGACACAAGAAGAUCGACGGUGUGGGUCGUCGAAGCCGCCGGAAUUUGGGUGGAAAUCCUCCUCAUGGUGGCUGGGAUGGCCCAGGAAUUCCACCUCAGAUGCAAAGCCGCGGCUAUGGAGGUGCAUAUGAACCCUCGCCGGUUCAGAUGCACCCCAACUCUGCGCCGUGGUAUCCCCCACAGCCCCCACCAUCUUAUAGUGGGUGGCAACCAAGUGGUGGUUAUGGUGGACCGCAGCGAGGUCAAAGUGUGAGAUAUGCUUGA
Messenger RNA from Exophiala aquamarina CBS 119918, 2478 nucleotides. RefSeq lists its product as uncharacterized. Gene Ontology annotation, biological process: proteolysis. NCBI's taxonomy places the organism in Eukaryota, Fungi, Ascomycota, Eurotiomycetes, Chaetothyriales, Herpotrichiellaceae. Gene Ontology annotation, molecular function: metalloendopeptidase activity. The transcript has a single exon. Bases 1 to 2478 code for a protein of 825 amino acids. The record is from RefSeq and is a predicted model, not a curated record.